AUGGCGCAAAAAAUAUGCCGUCGCUUAUUUUUACGAAAAUUAACAUGCCUGACAUGCGCUUCCGGAGAACGGUGUCUACACUACUCGUUGCCCAACAGUUAUGUGGAAUUUUCUAACCCAUUGCAUAUUUUUGAAAGUCUUGAACUGGAAUCGGAAACUGAAACGCCGCCGGUUGAAGUAAACGAGGAAAACUUAGAUCGGCGGGAAGAAACAGAUGAGAGAGAUAGCGAAGAACAGGAGGAGGAAGAACUGGCUAGUGAGACUGAAGAACAGGAGGAUAAUGAAAUGGACAGUGAGAGUGAAGAACUUGAGAGUGAAGAACAGGAGAAGGAUGAACUUUAUAGUGAGACUAAAGAACAGAAGGAUAAUGAACUGGAUAGCGAGACUGAAGAACUGGAGGAUAGGGAACGCGAUAGUGAGACCGAAGAACAAGAGAAUUGGCCUGACUAUGUUAAGUAUGCCUGCUCCUGUGGUCAGCUAAAACCUAUUACGAACUUAUAUUUUUGUCGACACUGCUUACAAAUACGAUGCGCCUUCUGCAUCUGUCAUGAGGUAGACUCACACUACUGUGCCAACUGCCUGGAGAACAUGCCAUCGUCAGAAGCUAGGCUCAAAAAGAACCGUUGCAGCAGUUGUUUUGACUGUCCUAGUUGUUUUCAUACACUUUCAACAAGAGCAACACUGGCUCAACCUCGUCAGCCUACAGAACAAGGCUCUGGGGAUACGAAGGUAGAAAAUAAACAACCCAAAAAAAUGUAUUACUUGUCUUGCUUUAAUUGUCGAUGGACUUCAAGGGAUGUUGGUAUACCUGAUCAACCAGUAGCAUCUGGUGGUUGGCCGGAGAGGGCUAAUCCAUACGCGACUCGUGUCAAUCAGCUUCUAGAUUACUAUAAGGCUAUAGCACAGCAAGAGAAGCAAGAAAAGUUGGAUAGAGAGCGAAAGAAGUUUGCAAUUAGAGGAAAAUACAUUACAUUGACUGACAAAACCGGUUUGACAGGAGCGAUGGCGAGGAACAUCGCUGGUUUACCUUCCAGUGAGAGCUCUUCUUCAGCCAUCGCCAACUUUACACCAAGUCAAGCCUCUGCCGAAGUUGAAGAAUUACCAGAGGAGUUUUACACCAAGGAGCUGAAUUUAAAUCAAAUCACAAGUAUGCCACAGCGACUAGCUUCCCCCGAGUGGCAACCGACACACGUAUCACGUCUGCACCCUAUUGCAAAACUUCUAAGUGUGAAGCGCAGCCAGCGAUGCCGAGUCUGUGACCAUAAUCUCACCAAACCCGAAUACAACCCUGGCUCUAUCAAGUUCAAAAUCGAGCUGCUUGCUUUCUACCAUGUUCCAGAAGUUAAGAUAAUUUCUUACGAACCGAUCAAGCCGGGCUGUACAUCAGCGUUGUUUUUGAAGCUGACCAAUCCAACAGGUCAUGAAAUGCAAAUACGUUUAAUGCAGCCGGAAGAUAUACCAGAGCCUGAAGAGAGGGUAGAAGAACCAAAAAGCAUCGAGAAAUCUCUGGAAAAAUCAUUAAAUUUAGAAAAGGACACGACCUGGUACGAGACUUUAAAACGGAAGCCCAAUUUAAUGAGCGAUUGUCGCAUCACGAUACCGGACGUGACGCUGACGUUGGCUCAGCGCGACGAUGCAGCCGAAUACGACGACGAUGCCACACACGAUGCCAACGAUAUAAUCCUGUGGCGCAAGUCGAACAAGCUGGCGCUGCGGCUGCAGGUAGUGACGAGCGAGGGUGCUCGGGCGGGCAGCAUGGCGGGCGCGGCGCUGGCGCUGCAGUAUCGGUACCGCAACGCCGUGCCGCCCGCCGCGCCGCCGCGCGACCACACACUGCACGCCGCGCUGCGCCUGCAGCUCGGCGCCGUGUGCGGCUAG
Messenger RNA from Parnassius apollo (apollo), 1878 nucleotides. Lineage: Eukaryota; Metazoa; Arthropoda; Insecta; Lepidoptera; Papilionidae. The record is from the annotation of a GenBank genome assembly.